Lottia gigantea (owl limpet) is the source of this 468-nucleotide messenger RNA. RefSeq lists its product as hypothetical. The record is from RefSeq and is a predicted model, not a curated record. Bases 1 to 468 code for a protein of 155 amino acids. The transcript is spliced from 2 exons. NCBI's taxonomy places the organism in Eukaryota, Metazoa, Mollusca, Gastropoda, Lottiidae.
AUGAAAAUGCAUCAAAGAGUCAAAACAGAUCUAAAACCUGCAACUCCUAGUCCUAGAGAAGUAGUCAGGAAUGGAACUCCAGUGAGAACCAAAGAACGCAUAUCAGAUCCACAAAGUUCUGGUUCCGUGCCAAAUCUCAAUGGGUCUAUACAUCAGAAACAUUUAAACAGAACCUUUUCGAAAACCUUGCCAAAUAAAGGGUUUGUUUUUGUGGAACAUAAAGAAGUAGAAUUAGGCGUUGGAUCUAUAAGCCCUCCUGGGUAUCAACAAGAUACUCUUUCUGCCUCUCGUAAGAAACGGCAGAUGCCAAUAAGCUCUAGUCCUCGUGCUGGUCAUGAGAAUAUUAAACCGAGUGUUAAUCCAGAUGAUAUUGAUAGUCCUAAGGAUUCAACUUUUACCUCAAUUAGUAAGGACAAACCUAAACAUAAUGCUAAAAUCAAAUCCUAUCUUAGAACUAAGGAUGCUUGA